Phragmites australis (common reed) is the source of this 5363-nucleotide messenger RNA. RefSeq names its product putative pentatricopeptide repeat-containing protein At2g02150. Gene Ontology annotation, molecular function: protein binding. The transcript is spliced from 4 exons. NCBI's taxonomy places the organism in Eukaryota, Viridiplantae, Streptophyta, Magnoliopsida, Poales, Poaceae. The coding region runs from base 85 to 2175 and encodes 696 amino acids. The record is from RefSeq and is a predicted model, not a curated record.
AACCCCCCAAAACCCUACACAACAGCCACCUCCCCUCCAUGGUCCGAUUCCCUCCCCCUCGCCGCCGCCGGAGGCGGUCAAACGAUGCUAUCCCUCCCUCCGCGCCGCCACCUCCUCCGCCUCUGCGCUCGCCGGAAUCCUACCCUCCUCCGCCUGUCCCUCGCCGCCACCGCCGCCGCCCUUUCCACCGCUCCCACCGCCGCCUCCGCCGGAGCCACUCCCAUCUCCGACCGCCUCCGCCUCCUCCGCUCCCUCCACGCCGUCGCCCCCGACCACCUCCUCUCCCAUCCCCUACCCUCUUCCGCUCACGUCUGCCUCGCCGCCCACCUAGCCGCCCGCGCCCGCCUCUUCGCGCACUCCCGCCGCCUCCUCGCCCGCCUGCUCGGCGCCGGCCACCGGCCCUACCUCACCGCAUCGCUCGUCGACCUCCUCCACCGCGCGGCGCUCGAGCUCGGGCCUCGCCGCAGCGCGCUCCCCUCCGUCCUCGACACGCUCCUCUCCCUGCUCGCCGACCGCGGACUCCUCGACGACGCCGUCCGUGCCCUUGCCCGCGUGCGCCAGCUGCGCGUGCCCCCAAACACCCGCACCUGCAACCACAUUCUCCUCCGUCUCGCCCGCGACCGCCGCGCCGGGCUCGUCAGGCGGCUCUUCGAGCAGCUGCCCGCACCCAACGUGUUCACGUUCAACAUCGUAAUCGAUUUCCUGUGCAAGGAGGGGGAGCUUGCGGAGGCAAGGGAACUGUUCAAGAGGAUGAAGGCGACGGGCUGCUCGCCGGACAUCGUCACUUACAAUUCUUUGAUUGACGGGUAUGGCAAGUGCGGGGAGCUGGAGGAGGUGGAGCAGCUGGUUGGGGAGAUGAGGAGGUCUGGAUGUGCACCUGAUGUUGUGACGUACAAUGCAUUGAUCAAUUGCUUUUGCAAGUUUGGGAGGAUGGAGAAGGCGUACAACUACUUUGGUGAGAUGAAGAGGGAGAGGGUGAUGACAAAUGUGGUCACAUUUAGCACCUUUGUUGAUGCAUUUUGCAAAGAGGGGAUGGUCAGGGAGGCAAUGAAGCUGUUUGCACAGAUGAAGGUGAGGGGAAUGAUGCCAAAUGAGUUCACUUAUACUUCGUUAGUCGAUGGCACCUGCAAGGCAGGGAGGCUUGAUGAUGCCAUUGUAUUGCUCGAUGAAAUGGUACAUCAUGGGGUGCCACUGAGCGUGGUCACAUACACCGUGCUGGUUGAUGGCCUUUGCAAAGAGGGUAAGGUUGCAGAAGCGGGUGGUGUUUUGAGGCUGAUGGAGAGAGCUGGUGUUAAAGCCAAUGGGUUGCUGUACACUACACUAAUCCACGGGCACUUCAUGAAUAAGAAUGGUGAGAGAGCACUGGAUUUGUUGAGUGAGAUGAAGAAGAAAGGAAUGGAACUUGAUGUUUCACUCUAUGGCACCCUCAUUUGGGGUCUCUGUAACGUUCAAAAGGUGGAGGAAGCUAAAAGUAUGUUACAUAAAAUGGAUGGGUGCAGUUUGAAACCUAAUAAUGUCAUCUAUACGACAAUAAUGGAUGCUUGCUUUAAAGCAGGAAAAGAGUCAGAGGCCAUUGCCUUGUUGAACAAGAUGCUGGAUUCUGGGUUCCAACCUAAUGUUGUAACUUAUUGUGCAUUAAUUGAUGGAUUGUGCAAAGCAGGAUCAAUCACUGAGGCAGUCUCCCAUUUUAACAAAAUGAGAGACUUAGGUCUAGAUCCAAAUGUACAGGUUUACACUGCCCUAAUUGAUGGUUUUUGCAAGAAUGGUUCCUUGAAUAAGGCUGUUCAGUUGUUGAAUGAAAUGGUUGACAAGGGUAUGCCUCUUGACAAAGUUGUGUACACAUGUCUUAUUGAUGGGUACCUGAAGCAGGGAAAUCUCGAGGAUGCCUUUGCACUCAAGGCCAAGAUGAUCGAAAGUGGUUUGCAACUUGAUCUCUAUUGCUACACUUGUUUUAUCUGGGGCUUCUGUAAUAUGAACAUGAUGCAAGAGGCUAGAGAAGUUCUUUCAGAAAUGAUUGGAAACGGUAUUACUCCUGAUAAGAUGGUUUACAACUGUUUGAUAAGCAAAUACCAGAAAUUGGGGAACAUGGAGGAAGCAUCAAAUCUUCAGGAUGAAAUGGAAAGUGUUUUACUCUCUUGUACAGAAGAUGCUACUGCUUCUGGUAGUGAAACUUGAGGUUGCUCUUGUACGAGGUAACGAGGUAUAAAUGGGUAGUUUGCUCGGUUCUGUAACAGAGCUAAUGGGAAAUUUAAUCAUGCCUUUUCAAAUUUGGCAUCUGAUGAAGACUGUUGAGUAACUUGAGCGAGAUAAGAGUAUCAGAAGCCCACUGAACCACACAGUGCCAUGUGCUGCCAUGCUGCAAGAACAGUUUCAGCUUAUUGAUGUCUAUAUAGUUCAAUUGCAGAAAUGUUGACACUAUAUCAAAAGAGGGGAUUUUCUUGGAGUCAAAGGAGGAACACAAGUUUUGAAAUGCUUCAAUGGUCAAUACCAUUUAUCAUACUUCCACUGAUCCUAAUGCCAAGAAUAGAUCACUGAGUGUGUGAAGCAUAUUUUGAAUGGGUUGGGCUCUACGGAUGAGAUGACUUUGGUUAAAGAAGUCUGAGCCAGAACGACCAUGGGCAGGUCUUGACUUACCAGUGCAUGCCAAUGCCAAGGCCCUGUUUGAGAUCUCAGUCACAAUAAUGGUUGGUGAAGGCACCACCACAUUGUUUUGGACCGAUCCCUGGAUUCAUGGUAACUCUAUCCAAGACUUGGCACUAGCACUUAUAUCUUUCAUACCGAGACGUAUUCAAUCUCAGUGGAUGGUCUCUCAUGCUUUGGAAGAUCGCAGCUAGGUACGUGAUAUAAAAGGAGGCUUAUCUACAACGGCUUUGUUUCAGUACCUACAGCUAUGGGAUAUUCUCCAACAUUUUGUGUUGUAUCCUAGAGAGGGUGAUCAUCACACAUGGUUGCGGGAUCCCUCAGGUCAAUUCAACACACGGUUGGGCCUAUCUCUUCUUUUUCAUUGGUAGUAUGUGCUUUGAACCAUGGAAAAGGCUAUGGAAAUCUUGGGCGCCAUGCCGCUGCAAGUUCUUUAUCUGGUUUGCAAUCCUUAAUCGUUGCUGGACAGCAGAUCGCUUGACUCUCCGUGGUAUGCCUCAUCCGGAGAGUUGUCCCCUCUAUGACCAAGAGGGCGAGACGGUUCAACACAUAUUGUGUUCUUGUGUCUUCGCUCGAGAUUUGUGGUACAGACUUCUCACCUGGGUUGGCUUGCAGCAGCUCGCACCAUCCGAUGCCGAUGAUAAAUUUGCUGAUUGGUGUUGCCGAGCACAGUGAAGGGCAAGCAAGGAUAGGCGGAAAGGACGCAACACCUUGAUCAUGCUUGCAGCUUGGUGGUUAUGGAAGCAUCACAAUGAUUGCAUAUUCAACGGCACUGCCCCAAGAGUGGAGGUUGUUUUACAAGAAAUAUCUGUGGAGGCUCACCUAUGGAUCUCGGCAGGGGCGAGGGGGCUAGCGGCUCUAUUGCAUGACUAGAUGCUGGAGUUCGCUCUUGGCUGGUUGGCGUGUGUAUAGCUGACUUGUUUUUGGUUUUGUUUUGUUUCCGUGUUUGUUUGCUACUGCUUUUAGGGGCAUUGUAAAGGGACCGACUCUUUUCUUCUAUCUAUAAUACAAAAGGCGCGCAGCUCUCUUGUGUGUUCGAGAAAAAAAAGGGACCGAUCUUAACUUAUAAACCAACUACUUGUUUGUUAAGUAGUAAUAUGGGUUGGAAAUCAUUGCCUUGGCCUCAUAAACAAGUCUUGUAAAAAAGAGAACGGGGACAUCCCACCAAAAUCAUAGGAUUAUCCUAUGAGGUGGUUACUCAAAUUAAACUCCCCAGUGAUUGUCUUUAUUAUGGAUAAUCCUUAUUAUGCUGCCAGACAUGGAGAAACAAGCAAAUAACAUUUGGCUGAUAUUCCUUGUUCAUGUCUCCUUUUUCUUUCUUAUUCAAUAUUUAUCUGAUAUUUCUUUUCCUAAUUCCUUUUUGCUUUCUUGCUCAAUGUUCAUGUUUUUCUGUCUUAAGUAGAGUGGAUUUCGAAAUAUGUGGUAUAAGUGUAUUAACAUCCGUUAUUCCGUUGUUUUUCAAUGGUCCAUCUUACUGAAAAACUUGAAUGACUUUGCAGGUAUUGGAAAUUCAAUGAAGUAAUUUUUAAUCAAUUAGCCUAUGGCAUAGGUAAUUGGUUAUUGAAUGUUGCUUCAGUUUUCCUAUGGUCUCAUGAAGACCUCAUUGUCAUUUGGUCCAAUAGAAAAAUGUCAGUGGAUUGAUGGCCUAUCUACACAUAAUAAUCCUUUCCUCAUGUUGCUAAAGAAGUCUCACACAAACCUAAUGAAGAAUAGAUUUUGCACCUCAUUACCUCUUGUCACAUGUCCGGCUUUCCAUGAAUAGGAUCCAUUAUUCCUAACUGAACUGAUGGAUGCAGCAUCAGAAACAGCCUAGAGCUAGAAUAUAAUACCAUAUUCUUCUACAAUCUGCUCAACGACAACAGAAUAUUGUCAAGAGUGCACACAAAUCUGAUGCCUUUUAUGAGUCAGUGGGUCUCCUGUCACACAUAUUUAAAAGAAAUCCGUACUUCUAGCACCUUUGUGUGCGAUGACAAGGUUUUCCGGUAAUCUAUAAAUUUUAGAGAAACCUGUUGACUCAAUCGGAUCCGCACAAGCAAACAAAAAUGAUUGUGAACUAAGGCAGGAUGCUUUGCAAGUUUGCAUACACUUAUUUCUGGUGUUAAUACAGCAAAUGUGAACAUGCGGAUCCUAACUCUUCAAGAUUCUUCAAAGUGCUAUGAACCAUACUUUUACAUGGGUCAGAAUGGCGAAGGGUGAAUCUCAUUCCUGGAAGGAUGGACGGCACAAAUUUAUGUUGGCAAAAGGAGAAACCUAUUGGUAAGGGUAUCAUAGAGGCCUCAACUGACUGGUUUCAUCUUGAUGUUGGCUACAUAUGGCCUGCCAAUUUGACCAGGACAACCCUUUCCUUCAUGGUAACUAUCAGGGUUUAUUCCUGAACGAUGCAAGAAGUGGUACUUCCGGUGAACAGGACAAAUGGGAGAGGAAACAUAUUGGUGAUUGGGAUGAGACUGAAAUAUAUUGAUCUGAGGAAGAAGAAUAGUGUGUUUUUUGGCGAUUAAGAAAAGAUUAAGCGAGUUGUGGGGGCUGGCAUUCUUAGUCCUACAGGCUGCAGAACAUGGUGGAGCCGAUUUUUCUAGGCUACCAUCUCGUUUCAGAUAACUGAUAUUCUGAAUAACUACUCGCAAACAUUACAUAGAUGUGUGAACAGAGGCAGAUAUGUAAUAAAAAAAUGGAUAAGCCUUGGUUUCUUCAAGUACCAGUUUUGCACAUAGAGCAGUGUACUA